GCGGGAUGACCGCCGCAUACCAAGCUGUUCAAGGUCGUUGGGAUGAAACGGCGGUUAACUUUGAGUGGGCCUGGCUCUAUCAUUCUCCCCUUAACAUUCAAGUAAUGGCUCACCCCAUUGUUGACGAACGUCUUGGGAAAGAUUACCCAAAAGAGCUGUUGUUACAAAAGCAUUUGAAGUUCUUAGUUAGAUGCAAAAGUGAGAAUGACAGCACUUUAGACUAUUGCAGAAUGUCUGGAAUCUACUGGGUUCUUACUGCUCUCGACUUGCUCGAUGCGCUGUCAGAAGUAGAUGAAAAUGAAAUAGUUGAAUUUGUACUGAGUUGUCAGAAAACGUGUGGCGGUUUCGCUCCGUGCCCCAAACAUGAUGCACAUCUGCUCUCAACCUUAAGCGCUAUCCAGAUACUUGCAAUGUAUGAUUGCUUAAACAGAGUGAAUGUUGAGGCCGUGUGUGCAUUUGUUUCCAAAUUACAGCAACCAGAUGGAAGUUUCGCUGGAGAUAUUUGGGGGGAAAUUGACACUCGGUUUUCAUUUUGUGCCGUUGCUACACUGCAUAUAGUUGGAAUGCUUUCCAAAAAUACUAUCGACAUCGAAGCUUGUGCUUCAUACCUUGAAAAGUGUCAAAAUUUAGAUGGAUGUUUUGGAACUCGACCUGGAAGUGAAUCUCAUGCAGGUCAAGCAUAUUGUGUCGUGGGAGCUCUGGCUAUACUUCGUCAACUACAUCGAUUAAAUAUAGACCGUGCUGCUUGGUGGCUAGCCGAACGUCAGCUUCCUAGCGGAGGUUUAAAUGGAAGACCGGAAAAACAUCCUGAUGUGUGCUAUUCAUGGUGGACUGUAGCUACUCUUACUAUAUUUGGUCGUUUGACAUGGAUUAACCAGACUGACCUUACUCGGUUCAUUUUGGCUUCUCAAGAUGACCAGACUGGCGGUAUAGCAGAUAAACCUGGAAAUAUUCCUGACCCAUUCCAUACUUUAUUUGGUCUUGCUGGUCUCUCUUUAUUAGCCCAGGUCGACUCAUAUUUCUCCUCACCAAGGAAAAUGGAAAAUGGAGUAAGUGGUGGUGUAGAAGAUCCAGCCUUUGUCGCUUUACAAAUGGCUAGAAAUAAGUUGAAGACUAUUAAUCCAGUAUUAUGUAUGCCCCAAUACAUAAUAGAUCGAUUGCAGCUCAAAUUUCAACUACUGUAAAUAUUUUCUACCUACUGCAGACUUAUGUUGUAUUUUAAGUUUUUUCUACUGGCUCUAAACAUUUCAUCCUACUACUUGAAGCUUAUAAUUGUUGCUCUUAACAAAAUUGUGGUUCAAGUGUACUGCUGAUCAAAGCGUUUGGGAAUCAGUACUUUAAUAUAUUGUAAUGCGUACUUCUGACAUCCUCAACAUCAAUCUGUUUGUGGUCUUUCGUUAUUUGUACAGUCCCUGUGAUGUUCUUUUAAAACAUACCUCUUGUAACAAAAUUUUCAAAACAAAGAUUUUGUAUUUUUUCUUGUUUUUAAUUAGAACCAGCUAAACACUUCAAUUAAAGUUAACAGGAAACCAUCAGUAGUCGUGUAUGUAUGACCAAGUAUCCUCCUGUGUAUGCUUCGUGAUAGUAUUACUACUGAUGGAAUAGGAUUUUUUUAGGCAAUUAGUCGAACAUAUCAUAGUCUUUAAAUUUUGAAUGUUCUGGAUUAGCUUACAAUAAAGUGAAACAUGGUUCUGUAUAUAUUUAAAAUUUGUUGAUACAGAAAUAUAUUUAUACGGAUAAGAAACUCCAGUUUUUAACUGAUUGGGAAAUCGUAUGCAAUUCAAAGAAUUUGUUAAUAUAUUUCUUUAUUGAACAUCAUGGAAACGUUUUCUGAGGAUUGGAUUUAUUGUUUAUCUUUAGCAGUUUUUAAUGCUCCUAAAUAAUCGACACAUUUUUCAAACUGUUUUCUUCACUGGUAAAUGUGGAAGCAUAAGUGCUCCCAGCUUUUCAAUGGUUGUCCGACAUGUUUCGGUUCGUGAUCUCAAUAAAAUUCAACAAUCUCCGCAACCCCCAUAUUGUUAUUUUCUCACUUGUACAAAUCAAUCCUUCGGUAAUUCCAUAGAAAUUAUCUAAAGUGCAUUUUAGGAUUUGUAACGGAUUCUUAGUGUCGCGUGAUGUAGACUUUUCUUUUUCAAACUAUACUAUAUAGUUUUGUUUUUGACUUAUAAUAUGUAUUUGAUUCUAUCGUAUUUAUUCACACGAAAUUAUAAAUUAGUCAUAUCACUGUUUAAGAUUCACUUCGAGAUUUUUCCGAAAUUCGGUAUGCUUUUAUUAUGAGCUUGUAAGAGUAAGAAGCAUUCACCGAAAUUAGAAUGUUGAGACGUGAGGGAAGGAUCUCAGACGUUAGUUGCUACAAUUCUAUAUAUUUAAGGGAUUCGUUUGACAUCCAACAGUAUAAACUGCUUUGUUGUCUACAUGAUUGGUGAAGUGGUGGCUUAUUGGUUCAAUUUUCGGCAAAUAAUUUCCAGAUUCGAAAUCUUCCCAGUCUAUUUCGGUUUGGGCAUCUGGGUAUUAUCAUUAACCUUCACAUAGUGUGGCUCAUAUUCAAGUACCUGGAGAAGGUAAUUCAAUUAACUUUAACUACACGACCAUCGAUAGUAAGGUGACUGGUUUUUUAUGGAUUUAUCCGGCCUAACUCAAAUAUUCCAACGCUGUCCGACGACGAAAAUGCUAAUUUUAUAGCUUCAAAGUACCCACUUUAAUUAAAUAUAAUAAUGAAUAAUAUAAUACAGUAAAUUCAAAUGACUAUAUAUCCCUAAAGGUUUAGGAAAGUGAGAGAAGGUUAACGACAUUUAUACGAUAGAUUCAUUGCCAUGAAUGUAUUUUUGCAUAUUAAAAUUUCUAUUAAAAUAAAUCUCACAUUUAGUAAGAUGAACUGUGAUACAAUACAGAAAGAGUUGUCACCAUAAUUUCAUGUCAGCUUGUUAGAAAAAAAGUAUUAAGAAGCCAUUUUAUAGUUUGUAACUCCUCAGCAGUGUGUACUCAUAAGACAUAGAAUAGACGGCUUUCUUGAUUUUCGAUAUGAAGGAUAAGUUCAGAUCAUUGAUUUGAAAUUCACUAGAUCAUCAUUCAUUUUACGAAUAAAAGUGACUGAGUCAUUCACAAAAUAGCGAAGCUAAAUGACUGAGUAUCUACCAUUACUCUAUACUUUUAAUAAUAGACUCUAAUCCUAACAACUUAUCACCUCAUACUACCUAUAAACAUACAAAAAUACGAUUAGUAUCAAAUUCUUAUUGGACCACUGAUUUAUUUGUUUGUUAAUUUUUGAACUAUGAGGCUGUACAUUAAAGAGAGAAAAAAAGCUAAAUAAACAAUGUCUAAAUGCGAAAGAUGUUUUAUUUAUUUUGUUUUUUAAAAGGAAACUAUGAUCACUCUUUGUCAAUUACGUUUAUUCAUUUAUAUGUUUCUGAAACAAUGGACCUGAUGAGAAUAGAGUCUAUAUUAGUAAUAAUAAUAAUAACCACAAUAUCAUUUUAAGUUGAUUUAUGUUAUACAUUUUUUAAAUAUUUAUAUAUGUAUCAUUAAACAAUAGUCUCCUUUUCAAAUGAAACUUUAUCAACAUUGAUUAAUUUCCAUUGAAACUAUAAAUAUACAGUUGAAAUCAGAUCUCAGCAGUAAACAAUAAAUUUAUGAAAAAGAAGUAUGUAAACUUGUGAGGGUACAGUAAUACAAAUUGAUAGUAAUUCAAGAUAAGAGAAAAUAUCUAUAAUUGAAAGGUUAAUUAGUAUUAUUCAGUAGGAAAAAAGUAACAAACAAAUUGGCGCCAAUUUUUAGUAUAUUAUCCACUUCAUGUAAGAAAUAUAUAUAUAACUGUUUGAGAUAAAAAAUACCAGAGGCCUCAAUAUUUUAGGUUAGAUUCUUCCACCAGAGUAUAUCUUUAGUAAUCAAAUAAUUAUAAUACUGUUAUUGAUCACAAACUUCAUGUUUUAUAUAG
Molecule: messenger RNA, 3934 nt
Organism: Schistosoma mattheei
Lineage: Eukaryota; Metazoa; Platyhelminthes; Trematoda; Strigeidida; Schistosomatidae
Source: the annotation of a GenBank genome assembly